AUGUAUUGGUGUUUGCACUUCUGUUGCGCCGUCGGUUUUCUUGGAGUGGCGAUUAAACUGCAAAACAGUGUGGGACCCAAGUUGCUGGGUGUGGGUGUGCCGUUCAGGGGUUUCUGCCUGCACCUGCAGGACCAUGCACACAAGCACAACGUUCCCAUGGACUGGACGAGCUGCGACAUCCCCUUGUCAGAGUUGGCAUUGCACAACCAUCCAAACGACUGCUGGAUCGCGCUCUUCGGCGACGUCUACGACCUGACGGACUUCCUGCAGCACUAUCCGGAGCAGCGCAACGCCAUCUUGGCAUGGGCCGGCCGCGAUGCGACUCCAAUGUUCGACAUGGUCCCGGGCAGCUUUCCCAGUAAGCACUGGAUGGAGUACUACAUGCGUCCGCACUUCAAGACCGGCACGGUCGGGCCGGAGACUGGCCCGCAGCAGCUCAUUGCCAUCAACACCCCGUUCUGGUAUCAGACUCUGGAUGAGGCGCUGGACGCGGAGGAUUGGCAAUGA
This is a messenger RNA of Symbiodinium sp. CCMP2456, 507 nucleotides long. Lineage: Eukaryota; Dinophyceae; Suessiales; Symbiodiniaceae. The record is from the annotation of a GenBank genome assembly.